This is a messenger RNA of Tyto alba (common barn owl), 8260 nucleotides long. It is a transcript of the gene SLC30A9, whose product is annotated as solute carrier family 30 member 9. Gene Ontology annotation, molecular function: monoatomic cation transmembrane transporter activity. Bases 192 to 1922 code for a protein of 576 amino acids. The record is from RefSeq and is a predicted model, not a curated record. Gene Ontology annotation, cellular component: membrane; nucleus. The transcript is spliced from 19 exons. NCBI's taxonomy places the organism in Eukaryota, Metazoa, Chordata, Aves, Strigiformes, Tytonidae. Gene Ontology annotation, biological process: zinc ion transport; positive regulation of transcription by RNA polymerase II; transmembrane transport.
GGCCGGUGAGGCAGCGGCGGCCCCUGCUCCCUCCGCACAUCCGGGCCCCGGCUCCGCCCACCGCCGGCUUUUCCCCCCGCCGGCUGCCGCCCGCCGCCGCCCCGCCGGGCUUCUCCCAUGCGCCUGGCCGCCCGCCGGCCGGCCGCUGGCGUGCGGCGGGGAGCGGCCGGGCUCCGCCUGCGGCCGCCGCCAUGAUGCCGGCCCUGGCCGCCCAGCGGCGGGGCUGCCGCGGCCUCUACCGCCUGUACCUGCGGUGCCGGGCGGCGCCGCUCCCCCGCGCCUGCCACGGAUGGCAAGCUUCAAUGAAAAGUGGGAGCCUGUCUUAUAUUCUACCAUGCAAUCGUCUGCCUGUGCAGUUGAUGAGUCAAGUGAGAGUUUAUACCUCCAGUGGUCAGAAAAAAGAUCUUGGAUCCGAAGGUACAAAUAGAUCAACCCCUGAAGAAACCCUGCGUAAAGUUGGAACAGGACAGGAUACAACCAGUGCAGGUCAAAAGCAGUCUUUCCUUAAAGAGCCAAUCCAAGUAAAAGUGAAAGCAGUCCUUAAAAAGAGAGAGUAUGGACCAAAAUACACACAGAAUAACUUCAUCACUGGAGUCAGAGCAAUAAAUGAGUUUUGUCUUAAGUCCAGUGAUUUAGACCAGCUGAGGAAAAUUAAACGACGAAGCCCCCAUGAUGACACCGAGACUUUCACUGUGUACCUGAGAUCAGAUGUUGAGGCAAAGUCUCUUGAAGUUUGGGGUAGUCCAGAGGCUCUUGCUAGGGAAAGAAAACGACGUAAAGAGGCAGAGAUCAAGUACAGAGAAAAGCUAUUUAGAAAUCAAAGGCUGUUGAGGGAAUACAAGGAGUUCUUUGGAAAUACUAAGCCACGCUCCAGUGCAGCAGCUAUGUUUUUCAAGGGACCAGGGAAGGUCGUAAUGGUAGCUAUUUGCAUGUCUGUGCAGAUAGAAAUGAGAAAUGGGUUGAAUUUUUUCUUUAAGCUACUUGCUUGGGUUUACACUGGUUCUGCAAGUAUGUUUUCAGAAGCCAUACAUUCUUUAGCAGACACAUGUAACCAGGCAUUGCUAGCUUUGGGCAUCAGCCAGUCUGCAAGGACACCUGACCCUAGUCAUCCGUAUGGUUUCACAAACAUGCGUUAUAUUGCCUCCCUGAUUAGUGGGGUGGGCAUUUUCAUGAUGGGUGCAGGACUUUCUUGGUAUCACGGGAUCAUAGGUUUACUCCACCCUCAUCCUAUAGAAUCUCUUCUCUGGGCAUACUGCAUUUUAGCAGGGUCGUUGGUAUCUGAAGGAGCUACCCUUCUUGUUGCUAUAAAUGAGAUUCGCAGGAGUGCUCGAGCCAAGGGUCUGUCAUUUUAUCAAUAUGUUGUGCAGAGUCGUGAUCCUAGUACAAAUGUGGUGUUACUAGAGGAUGCUGCAGCAGUUCUGAGUGUGGCCAUAGCUGCUACCUGCAUGGGUCUGACUUCUUUAACAGGAAACCCUUAUUAUGACAGUGUGGGGUCUCUGGGUGUUGGAACUUUGUUAGGAACUGUGUCAGCAUUUCUAAUCUACACUAACACUGAAGCCCUGCUGGGACGAUCCAUUCAACCUGAACAGCUGCAGCGACUUACUGAGUUACUGGAAAGUGAUCCUGUAGUAAGAGCAAUUCAUGAUGUUAAAGCCACAGACAUGGGAAUGAGCAAAGUGAGAUUCAAGGCAGAAGUAGACUUUGAUGGACGGGUUGUUACUCGUUCUUACCUGGAAAAACAAGACAUUGAACAGCUGCUACAAGAAAUUCAACAAGUGAAAACCCUUGAAGAAUUAGAAGCCUUCAUGCUUAAACAUGGUGAGAAUAUCAUUGACACACUGGGAGCUGAAGUAGACAGACUUGAGAAGGACCUAAAGCAACGAAAUCCUGAUGUUCGUCAUGUGGAUUUGGAGAUACUAUAGACGUGGCAGAAGAAAUCUUCAGAUUAUUGCCAUUUGAGAAAGAAGUCGUGUAAAGGGCUGAAAAAGCUUCUGAAAUUGCAGUGACCUCAGCACCAUACCUCGCUUACUUUUGCUGUAGGCUUCCUGGACUGUUAGCACUGCUUCUGUUUCUGGAAGAGCUCUAGAUUCACAGACAAAAAUUUCCAUGGCAAAAUGAAUUUGAAAAAGCUGCUUGACUUAAAUUCCACAGGAGAGUCUGUCAGAGUAUAUUUACUGCAAUCCAGAACUUAAGACUUGAGGUUUAGUUAGGCAAAUAUAGCUGCCUGAAAAUAUACAACACACUUAGUUUUUCCAUUUGUGUCCCUUUGCAGUCAGUUUGCACUUCUUUAGUUUCUUUCAAGAUAUCAUUCAAGGUUCUUGGGAGAUAUUUAAGAUUAGCUAGGAAGAGUUUGUUCCAGUGGAACCUGCCAACCUUAAACUAAUUGUAAUAUUUCAACUGUGUGAUUGUUUCACAGUUUUUCUUUUUUUAUGAGAUAAGUUCUUUCAAACAGGCACUGGCCUUCUCUCAAGUACCAUGACCUGGAAACCUUCUUUUUGCCACUAUUGUGAUUACCAGCUGCACUUCAGAAAAAUAAGGUUUUUCUCCUCAGUGGCGUCAGCUGUAUGUGGUUAGCCAGAGUAUGUCAACUUACUGUGAAGAAGUUGCUGUGUAGAGAUUUCAGUGAACUUCCUCUGUUUAAAUUUUGUUCUUUUUUCUCUACUUUGACACUUGUUCUCUUAUUUGUAAAUAUCUUCAGAUGUAAUCUGAGAGAUAUUUAUGAUAGUGCUUAUUAAAAGUUACCUGGCAUUUUUGGCUAUUUAUACUUCUAAUAGACUAUAUUGCCAGCUAUGGUCUUUGCUAGAAGGUAUAAGAGAUGUAGUUGGAAGAUAUAAUAGUAAAAAAUGUAUUAGAACUAUUUAUAAUUAAACAAAUGAAUACAUUGUAUUUUUAAUUUAUUUACCUUUAGGCAUUAUCUAUUAUCUGAAUUCUAAACUGCCUACUUUGUGUUUUCUAAGAAUUGACCUGGCUUUUUUGGAAAGUAAAGUAAUUCUAUCAGUGGUCUUCCACAAUCCUGAAAUAAGUCCUUGGAGUUUAUAACUUUGAAAUGUUCAAUUCUACCACUGUAUAUAAUCAGCAUCAAGGCUUUCUGCAAUAGGCACCCAAGUUGUACCGGAUUCUUUGAGACCAGUCUUUAUUAAUAAAGGCCGUGAGUACUGACCAUGCAAGUUGAAAUAGAAGUGAAACAACGGCAUAUAAGUAACUCUGAGGAAAAUCCUUUAUGCACUUUAACAUAGUUAAGUAAAAUGAGAAUUGCUCAUGGGUGAGAGGUGGUAGUAAGACCCUCCUAGUGACUCAGUUGCUGAGUAAUGACUGACUUGCUGAAAGAAUAAUUGUUGAUAUGAAACACAGGUCCUCAAAAAUCAAUUUAAGAUUCAAUUAUAAGUAUUGCAGCAAAUAAAAAUUGUGGAGACCAGUAUGUCCAGAUUUGACUAAAAGCUUUGUAGAAUUUUUUUCAUUUUAGAGUCACUUACCAGUGAAUUAUGAGAAUUUAAAAUAUUUUUGACAACUGCACUUUGCGUGUUGGUCACUUUAAGUCGAAAGACAUUCCAGAGUUUAGUUACAGACAGGACUUCACAUACAGUAAUUGUGGGUGAAGGGGUCUCUUUAGUACCCUUGUCCAUUAUCCCUAUUCACCAGUGGCUUCUUUAUAGCAUAUUAGUUUACUAUGGCUAAUCCAAAAGAAGGUUUACUUUUCUCCUGCUGUAGAACUAGUUAGUAUAUUUAAGCCUGAUGAGUUGAAUUGCAGUUUUAAGGUAAUUUGGAAGUGUACUGUAUCAAGUAAAUAAGGCAUAUUUUAGCACAUUAUAAGGUAUUUACCUUUCUCCUCACCCUUCCAUGUAAACUUAAUCUCAGCUCGGUAUGCACUCUGCUGAUGUUAGCCUUACUCAUGAAGAGCACUGGAAUCUGGUAAUGCAUAACCUCUUUCCUUCUUCCUAGAAUAUUUAUAUGGAUUUUGAAUUUGAAUAAACACUUUAAUAAACCCGUUAUUCCAGAAAUCUUAAAAACCUGAAGAGAAGUAAAAGAGAAAAUGCUCUUACCAGGGAGGUUAGUGGAGACAGCCGGUGUGACCUAAGUGGUUUGUUUGCUGGAAUUACUGAUGAAUGAGUAGUGUCAGUAUGCACUUUGUAGGGCAGAAAUUUCACUGAGAGGUUAGUAAACGUUAUCUCAGUUAAGAGGAGACAUGAGUUUAUAUUCUUACAGGGCAUCUGCUCCAAAAGCCUGUAAGAAUGUUUUUGUAUUUAUCAGGCAUGUAAUUCGUAUGAAUUCAGAUCUUAAUUUCCUUAUAUGAGUCAGAAGCAUCCCAUCCAUACACCUUUUGUUUGUAUUCCAGGAUAAAAUUCAGAUCCUUGUCUCCCAGUUAUGCUGUUGAUUAUAGCAUCACAAUAUGUUAAGUUUAAGAAGCCAGAACUCGAAUGGUUUUGGGUACAUAGCAGUUGCAUAGUUCGCAGACCCAGUUCCAUUUUAAAAAAUGAACUGGAUGGUGAUGUGCCACAAAAAGGCAGGCAGACUGGUUUUGGAGUACCUUGAAAGUUUACGAGUCUUGCAGUUGGAUGAAAAUAUCGAUUAAUUGAGCCUGUCAGGCUGGAAAGGAAAAGUAAUUCCAAGCUGUUACAUUUUAAUAUAUAUUCUAAUUUGCAGAUUGUUUUUAACAAUUUUGACAUUUUUACUGCUGUUUUUUUCUUAACUGUCUUCAUGGUCUAAAACUUGAGGUGAUGUGGGUCCAGUAGUACUUAGUUUACUUUUUAGUGUUUUUGGAGAAAAUGUUUAGCUAAUACAUUUACAUGACAGAAUCCUCAGAAUUAAAAAAAAAAAUAAAUAUAUGGGGGAGUGGAUUUUUUCUUUAUCACAAAUGAAAUUACGUAAUGUUUCUUUUAGAUUGAUUUUAAGGAAAAGGAGUGAGGAUUUGGCUAACAAUAAAGUUAUAUUCUAGGAUUUUUUUCAAUUAAGGUGUGGUCUUUUAAAAUUAUUUUUGUAGACUGGCUUUGCAGGUUCUGUUUUUUCACAUUGUGUUCAAAGUACUACUGUCCUCUGCUUCAUGAAAGAUUGCUUACGUGGUGCACAAUGUCUCAUAAUUCUGUAAAACUUGCAAUGUUUGAAAAAAAUUGUCUUAGUGUUCCAAUAUACUGAGUGAUCUUAAUGUAUUUUAAGUUAAAGUUGGCUGGACACUAACAAUACGUGUUUUCCUGUAGAACUUGUUUUUCCAUAGAAGAUAAAAUUCUGAAUCCCCCAUGAAUCAAUUUCAAGUCUAAAUUUUUGCCUUUAUAUAUUGUGGAAUUAAGUAUUGGACGUAGUGCCCCUCUACCCCUCCACUUUCUAAAGCAUUUAUUAAGCAUAUUGUAGUAGUAAAUACUUCAGUGGAUUACUCUAUUACAGAGACUGUUUGCUGUGUGUUCUGGUCUAGAAGUAGCAGGGACUCAGGCAACAGGAGUACAUAUUUUUUUAAGGACAAGUUGCUUGCUUUAUCCUCUGUGACUCAUACUCGAGCUGAAGGUUUUUUAGCCUCUUCUCCUUCCUUGAACUCACACAGAUAUUUUUCUUUUUUUUUUUUUUUUUUUUCUAAUAACUGACUUCUAGAGAAGGAAGCCAUUAUGAGCAUCUUAUGUUUCUAAUAGCAGGGCUAGAUGUUACUCUUGGUCUCUGGAUUUUGUACUGUACUUCUUGUUCAUUGAUAGUUGACAACAGUGAUUGCUCUUUUGAAAGCUACAAAUCAUGUUAGCCAAAGCUACUAGAGUGUUCUGAUUCUGGCAGGUGUGUUUUUUUCAGCUAUAUCUGGAGACUCAGUUUUUAUUGAGAAAUUUUUACUGGACCCUUUUUGAUAAAGGGGAGUACAGGGAAGAGUUUUAGGUAUGUUUUGUCUAGAUAACUCACUGAUUGCAGUUCUGUGUUCUUCUUACUUGUUACCAUUUUAGCUGACUUAUCUUUUUCCUUAACAAAGAAAAAAUUACACAUUAUGGAAGUACCUCUGCUAAUGAUGAAUGCAUCAAAUACAGGCUUCCUGCAAAGAGUUUUUAGGCUUUUGUAUAUUGAAAGUGUGGCAAUUUUUGAAAAUUGUCAAUUAAGUAAUCCUUUUUCUAAAGCUGAUUUAGGUGUGUUUCUUACAAAAGAACCCACAGAGACAUAUUGUUUAAGAUUUGAAAGAAAAGUAUUUCAUUUUAUGGUCAUAUGUUCUUAAGGCAUUUUGGUUUGGUAGAAUAGAGCAAUUGAUUAAUAUUGACUUCUUUAAACCGAAAAGUUCAAAAACUGAACUUACGUGAAUGCCUAAAGGCUUACAUUGCAGAAUUGAAUAUAAAAUGACUGUGCUUUUUUUUUCUUCUAUCUUAAGUAUUGUGCUGCUUCUGUUCUUAUUGUUAGCUCUGAAUAGAGAGUACAACUAACAUCUCUUUUGCAGUUUCCCUGCUUAAUGUAAAUGAGAAGUAGAAGUGUACCAAAAAGAUUUUUUUGUAGAGGGGUUAUGUAGCUUAAGUAAUUUUUACUUUUUUGUUAGUGAGACACAAAUAAUUAAGAUCAAAAGUAGACUAUAUCUUUAUUACAUAUUAAAAGAAAUAGGAAUUCAAGCUUUAAAGCACAAUAGUCACAUUCUUGAAAUGCAUGUCCUUUGAGGAAAAUAAAAUGUGCCAGGAGCUCGAAGUGGUUGUAUGGACUAUAGAAACUGCAGUCAAUCAGGAUUUGCUGAAGCAAAAGAAAAGAAACCAUAACAAAGUGUGUGGUAAAAAGAAAGGAAUACAAGGAAGGAAAAAAAUGAAGGUGUUGAGCACUCGGGAAUAGGAAAAGACGAACACAAUCUAAAAAAUGUGGCCAGAAAUAAGAAAUGAUGAUGGGAGAGGAAAAGAACAGUAAGAAAUUAUAUUUGAUUAGAAUGCACAAAACUAUGCAGUAUGUCUUUCUUUUAGCAAUAUUCAGAUAGUUGUGUGAUGCCUCCCUCCCACCCCCAGCAAAAACGCAUCUUUUUUUUUUUUUUUUUUUUUUCCUGUGAUGAAAAUCAGUACCUCCAUUUAGCUCUUCCUUAAUAUGACAUUCAGUCUGGCAGGUAUAAACCUAUUUGCCCUCUGAAAACUUAGUCUUGUUGCAAAGGGUGAUGGUGUAAUUUCAGUCUGGAGCUUUGUUGGUGAGGUACGUAUUUGGUGAGUGGAGAGUGAGUAAUUUUAAUUGUGGAAAUGGGAGCUGGAGUGACUUGAAGAGAAAAUGAAUUGAUUCUUUCAGCCAGAAAAUGAUUGAAGCACUAUACUGAAGAUGUUGUGGAAAAAAAAAAAAGGUGCAGUGUUAUCAGGUCUACAGAAUUCUUGCAAUGGACUGUAAUAAUUGGUGAAUGUUAGUCCAUAUUUUUCAAGUUGCUUAAAUGUCUGUGGAUAAGCAAGAUUUCUACUUAAAUCAUCACAUUCUGAAAAGGAGUUAAAGAAAACGUAAUGUGAAAAGGAUGUACAUUUUUUAAAUACCACAGACAGCCACUAUAACAGAUUAUAACACAUAGGCAGAAAAUUGUCAUUCUAUCCUUUAUUACAUGAGGCUCUUGAGGACAAGUUUUUCUGUGUAAAUCAAAGCCGCCAAUUAAAAUAAAAUGUCUUGGUUACUUUUUAUAAGUGUUACACUAAUAGUAAGCCUGGUCAAAUUUUUGUAUUGCUAGCGCUCCUAGGGCUGUUAUGGGGAGAAGGUGUCUGUUAAAAUAGUGGAAUACAGCUCCACACUCUAGGAUACAUUUGAUUUUUGUCACCUAAAUUUAACCUGUAUUUAAAACUUGAGGUUGUGAUCAGCUGCUUCAAAUCUGAAGAUGAAAAAAAAAAAAAAAAAGAUGUUGUAUAAAUGAUGUAAUAUAAAGUUUUUUUGGUAAGUUUCUCUUCAAGUUAAAGAUGCUGAAGAACUAUGUGAGAAGAAACACUUGGAAAAUGCUUAAAGCAUUUGGAAAGCAUUUUGGCUAUUGCCAAAAUUGUAUUAUAUCUGAAAGUCAAUGGUGAGGAUUUUGACUGGUGGUAGAACUUUCAAAGGGCAAUCUCAAAGUAUGAAGUAUGUUUUUCCAUGCAGCCUUUUAGUCAAAUGUAUUUCUUUCCCCCAUCCCCCAGUGUUUUUUGUUGUUUUGGCUUUUGCAUUCUGUGUCUUGGUUACUUCCUAUUAGUGUGGGGAAGUAAUUUUGAUUUGUGAGGUGCAGACAUUGAAAUAUUUCUCCGCAUAUGUUCUUUCUUUUGUAAUUAUACUUGAAUACAGUGCAUCCUGUAAAACGUCUGGAAGUUGUAAUUACUCAGUAAAAUAUUACAUAGCUGGUAAA